AUGGAUUCUCGUGCCCUUGUGUGUGUGUGUGUGUGUGUGUGUGUGUGUGUGGAGGUUUGUUCCUGGUAUAGGCUGUAUCCAUGUACCGCAGACCCAUCGCCUUGGGAAGAGAGAGCCAUGCUGCACGCCGCCGCCGCCAACAGCCAGACGACGACGACGACGACGACGACGACGACAGCAACAACAAGAGCGACUGCUCAGACACCGACGCAGACGCAGACGCAGACGCAGAGUCACACACUGCCUCGCGCCUUGUCUCAAUCCCAGAUGCGCCAGCCCAAACCCCCGCCGUUGCCCCCGUACACCCACAACCAGCAUCAGAACCAGCACCAACAGCACCGCCAGCAACACCACCCCCUCAGUGGAACCACGCAGCCCGACCGGCCGUCUGCGUAUGCGCAACUUCGUCACGCCUCGUCUCCCGCCCUGUCCCCUCCCGCCUCGCCUGUCGCCAUGCCUCCUCCCGCUACCACAGGCGCCACCACGACCACGAGACCCAACGUGCGCACUGCCUCGAUAGACUCGGCCGCCUCGUCGCUGUCUUCGGCCGCCUCACAGUCCAAGAUGCCUCCCGGCCACGUCAACAAGAACUCGCAAGACACCAGCAAUGCCAGCCCGCCCGACAUGGCGCGCUUGAUCGCGGUCGCAGGUUCGCCCGAGGCUGCACUGCUGGCCAUGUGGAAGGAGAAGCAGAGCACAUCGAAUCACAAUGCCCAGCUGUGGCGUCUGGUCGAGAAGCAGCGCGCCAUGGUCAUUGGCCUGCAAAAGGACCUCGAGCGCGCCCUCAAGGACAAGGAUCGCUACCGCCGGAAAAUGAAGGAGUACGCCGAGCAGACAGCCUCUGGGCCCGGCGCCCUCCAGCGGUCCGACACAAUGGCCUCAACCGUCGAACGCGAAGGCAGUGAGUCGCCCUCGCCCGCGCUGAGCGAGCGGGCCGAAGACGCCGCCGCCGCCAUGGCAGAGCAGCAGAAGAAUUCAGAGUACAAGACGUCCCCAUUGACACAGCAGCAUCCUGCACCACACCUCAUCCCAGACUCGCAACUAGCCCAGUCGCCCUCCCAUUGCUCCGAGGCACAUAGUGCCUCCAACACGGCCUCCAGUCUCAAUUCACCCACGGGCGAGGACGACGAACGUGCGCAACCCCCCCAUGUGGCAGGCAGAGGACUGGGCCUCGAUGCUGCCUUGUCCGAAGGCUGCCAGGCUCCGCAAAUCCUCGAGCCGCCUGCGAAAUCAAUCACCCCGCCGCCGCCGCAACAGAAGACUGCCGAGGCUCCUGCUGUGGAAGAAAAGGACAGCCAUCUACAAGCACCUCAGUUAUCCAUCACCCAAGCCACACCAGUGUUGGGUGGCGAUGGCUUCGACACCCCAACGCGCAAAUCCGCGCAGACUCUACGAAAGCCUCCGCCAGCACCUCUCAACCUGUCCAAGCCCAUCACGACCAGCGCACACCUCCACCAAGCCGUCCAUGGAGACGACGUCGACUCCGACUACAAUGACACUCUGGAAGUGGACGAGAUCCCCAUUGUGGAGCAACGCGGAAGGCGCAAGACUCGUGAAGAGGAUGACCGCGUUCGAGAAGCGCUCUACACAAAGGAGGAGGAUGCGCGCAGCAAGUCGAAGAAGCAGAAGAGCGAGAGCGAGAGUAAGCACACGCCGCUGUCACACUCAGCGGCAACAGAGGUCCCGGUAAGCGACCAGCAAGCGACGGCUGCAGUCUCUCUGUCGCCGCGCCAAUAUACCGGUCUUCCCCUGUCGCCCCGCCAUCCUCCAGCAACCUCACUCAACGCCCUGCUAAGUCCAACAAACUCGGACACUUCCAUGGUGGCUAACCGGAGCGUCGCAUCUCUCGGAUCGCCCAUGUUGAGUCCGGGCCUUCCCUCUAGCCCCCGCCCCACAGAUAGACCGCCUGGCUCGCCGUUGCCAAGACAUCCCAAAUCGACGUUAGCAUCCCCACCCAUGUCGCCUAGUGCCAUGACCCAUACUGCCGCGCGAUCACUGCCUCAGCCAGGUCCCCCUGCCCCAUAUACGCCUCAGUCAUACCAGUCGCCAGCUGUCAAUCAGAAUCAGGUGCAGGCGUCGAAAGCGUCCAGCAGCAGCAGCAGCAGCAACAACAACAACAACAACAACAACGCGUCGACUCUACUACAGGUGCCCGGCGCUCAACCUAGUCCAGACUCAACCAACAGCAGUCCUACGUUUGACGAAGUGCCAGAUGCAGAACACGUCUACCGCGGUCUUGUGUCGGAGCAGUACCCAGGCCUCCUGCUCCCUCCCAAUGCGCUGCCGUCGAUUGAAGUCAAGGUCUUCUCGUCCCGACUACGGCCAUCUCGUCUUAGUAUGCUUGCGCCGAGUCCACGCGAGGAAGAUCCAGUCUUUAUUCUCGCCAUCUAUGCUCGUUCCGACAACAAGCAGUUAUGGCGCGUAGAGAAGACUAUAGCCACCUUACCGACCCUGGACGCCCAGCUCAAGUCUUUGUGUGAUUUCCAGGGACGUCUUCCUGAGCGGUCUUUGUUCGGGGGUCACGCACCAGCCAAGAUAGACGCUCGACGCAUAGCACUGAACCAGUACUUCGACACUGUCUUGGAAACCCCGAUGAACGAGCAGACAGCACGAAUCGUUUGCGAGUACUUCUCCAGCGAUGUUAUCGGCGCACAGUCUGGGGACAGACUUGCUCCAGCGGAUCCCACAGCAGGAGCAGACGUGUCAGUUCCCAAGAUGCGACAAAGAAAGGAGGGCUACCUUACCAAGCGUGGCAAGAAUUUUGGUGGUUGGAAGGCCCGGUUCUUCGUCCUCGAUGGCCCCGAGUUCAGAUAUUACGAGGCAGAGGGUGGUGCGCACUUGGGCACAAUCAAACUUCAAAACGCGCAGAUUGGAAAGCAGUCGCAACAACAAUCCAGCCAAUCACCCCAAAGAAAAGACGAAUCGGAAGACAACCAAUAUCGCCAUGCAUUCUUGAUUCUGGAGCCGAAGCGCAAGGAUUCCUCAAGUCUCGUACGCCACGUUUUAUGCGCAGAGAAUGACGAGGAAAGGGAUGCCUGGGUGGACGCUCUUCUGCAGCAUGUAGACAUGCCAGAUGAUUCUUCACCCGUCGAGAUACAAGUUCCCAGCGUUGCACGUUUGCAGAAGCAGCAACCCAGCCAAGACUCUUUUCGAUCCCACACACGAGACAGCCCAGAGUUUGAGAAAUCAGAUCGAUUACAAGGUCUGAGCUACGACGACACGGUGGCAGCAGAGGCUCCGGUCCGCGGUCCCAAUCAUCGGGAUGCUAUGGGAGCGAAACCCGGCAAAGGCUCACCGAAAAGUGCGUCCUUUUCACAAGACAGCCUGGGCCACUACCCUGCCAUCUCAGCACCAAGCAAUGGAACCCCCAUUCGCGACGUGGAGAUUUGGGGAAAUAAACUAGCAUUUAACGCUGGCCCAACCGCUAUCAAGGACAAGAAGCGCAGCAUCUUUGGGUUCAGGGGUCGUGGUGGCUCUUCCGAACUUGCAGCGAUUCAGUCAGGCAACCAACUACAACAUGCUGUGGAGCAACAGCAACAACAGCGAUCACAACUUGGCAAUCGCAGCAUAUUUGGCAUACCUCUCCAGGAGGCUGUAGAUUUCUCACAGCCUGUGGGAGUCACUGUUAUGUUGCCAGCCGUUGUGUACAGGUGUCUAGAAUAUCUCAAGGCAAAACAAGCCAUCAGCGAAGAAGGUAUCUUUAGGCUUAGCGGGUCUAACAUCGUCAUCAAGGGUCUCCGAGAUCGCUUUAAUGUCGAGGGUGAUAUCAAGCUCCUAGAUGGACAGUACUAUGAUGUUCAUGCUGUUGCAUCGUUGCUCAAGUUGUAUUUGCGAGAGCUGCCGUCUUCCAUCCUGACGCGAGAACUGCACCUCGACUUCCUCAAGGUUCUCGAUAUGGAUGAGCGCAGUAAAAAGAUCCAAACAUUCAACGUUCUCGUACAUAGACUUCCAGAUGCAAACUUUGAGCUCCUCCGCCAGCUCUCCCUGUUCCUGAUCGAAAUCGUUGAGAAUUCCGCUGUCAACAAGAUGACUGUGCGCAACGUCGGCAUCGUCUUCGCGCCAACUCUCAACAUCCCGGCACCCUUGAUAUCCUUCUUCCUUACCGACUUUCCUGACAUCUUCGGCCCCGCUCUCGACGAAGCAAGCUCCCCUAUUCACGAACUCCGUAACGGCACGCCGCACCUCGGCGACGAAGCCAUUCGCUCCCCACGCCGCCAGAUGUUUUCCGAUUUACCAACACCUGCGUACAGUGAGACGACGUUCCAGCAGCGUUUUGAUCGGCCAACAUAUCAGGCUAGUGCAGCACCGAAUUACCCGCCACCGCCACCACCACAGCUCCUCCAACAACCGCAGCAGCAACAAUCUCAACAGCAACAGCAGCAGUCACAAUAUCCGUCCUACGAACCCUCAUCCAGCGGCUUCAUACCUAUGCGUCCUUCCUACGAUACACCGGCUUACGAACAACCGUACCAAGCCCAAUCCUAUCAUACUCAGUCCGACAACUACGGUAGCCUAAACACUGCUGCACAGGGCGGUACGGCCAAAGAACAGAGACAAAGGAGACGUGAAUCGGGUAUGAUGUUCCUGAACAUGGGCCAGAGGCAAGGAUCAAAUGGAUCAGCUCAGCAACACUUUCACAACCGAAUGGAUGGGAGGGGCGAUGGGAGAAACCCCUUGAUGUCAUGUCAAUGUGGCCAGUGUUUCGACAGUAAUGCGAUGGCAAGGGUGUCUGGGCUGGAUUCUCAGCCUCCAAUAUCACUUGAGACCAGCUGUCCUGAUGUCCCCAGCUUUUUGCCCGGGAGAUGCCCUUUCUUGUGUAAGGCGUUGGUCCUCUGA
Plenodomus lingam JN3 is the source of this 4836-nucleotide messenger RNA. Lineage: Eukaryota; Fungi; Ascomycota; Dothideomycetes; Pleosporales; Leptosphaeriaceae. The record is from RefSeq and is a predicted model, not a curated record.